ACCCUGAUUCUACUCAACAACCCCACUGCAUGUUGACACUUGACUGCGUCUGGAAAACAGCUGAGCAAAGACCAAACAACAACCAUCUAUCAGACUUUAGCUACUUAUAGAAGUAUACAAUCUGAACAUUGACCCGUAGCUUAACAUGGCACUUGAGGAAUAUUCACAAAGAAGCUAGCUAAUACAGUUAAUGCGAAGAGAAGAAAAAAAACGGAUUUGCAGUUUGGAAGAAACCAGGAAGAUGUUUGAGAAUUUCAAAGAAAGGUUGCAGACGGUGCAGCAAGAUUUCACAACGGGGAUGAAGACUCUGAGUGACAAAUCAAAGGAGGCCAAAGUAAAGCAGAAACACAGACAUGAACAUCUGACACAGUUUUCUGCUGGAGUAGAACUGCUCAGUCGGUACGAAGACACCUGGGUGACUCUCCACAGAAAAGCUAAAGACUGUGCGAAAGCUGGAGAGACAGUGGAUGGAGAGGUGGUGAUGCUGUCUGCACACUGGGAGAAGAGAAGAGCAGCAGUGGUGGAACUACAGGAACAACUACAGCAGAUCCCAGGCUUCCUCACAGACCUGGAGACGUGCACCAACCGCAUCGCCCACCUGGAGGCAGACUUUGAGGAGCUGGAGAGCCGGCUGAUGUACCUGGACAACCUGUGUGGUCAGUGUGAGCAGCAGCGUUUCAGACACUUCCAGGUCCUGCAGCUGGAGAACUACAAGAAGAAAAAGAGGAAAGAGCUGGAGUCUCUCAAAGCCGAGCUGGACUCUGAGCACGCCCAGAAGGUGCUGGACAUGGAGCACGCCCAGCAGGGGAAGCUGAAGGAGAGGCAGAAGUACUUUGAAGAAGCUUUCCAACAGGACAUGGAUCAGUACCUCUCUACUGGCUACCUGCAGAUCACUGACAGAAGAGGGCCAAUAGGUAGCAUGUCUUCCAUGGAGGUGAACGUCGACGUUCUGGAACAGAUGGACCUGAUGGACGUGUCAGACCACGAGGCCCUCGACGUCUUUCUCAACUCUGGAGGAGAAGACGACAGCCUGACCUCCUCACUCACCUCAGGUCCAGACCCUGAGUCGUUGUCCUCUGAGAUCUCCCUGCGGGUGCCCACCCAGGCGGAACUGAGGAACAAGCCGUCUUCCUUCUCCUCCACGGAGCCAGGCUCAGCCGGCCAGGACACCAGCCAGGCCACCAGCCUGGGGGAGUGCCAGGACACCAGCCAGGACACCAGCCUGGGGGAGUGCCAGGAGGGGGAGGGCAGUGAGGCCAGCGGAGACGGAGACCAGCCCCUGGUACUGCCAGACGAGGAGGAAGUGCAGGCCGACACAGCCCUGGUGUCGUUGCCCGAGGCAGAGAUGUUCAAGAACUCUGACGACAGCGACUCGCAGGCCUCUUAGGAGCCGUCACAGAGCUGCCCCCUGGGUGAGACCGGCUCUAGGCGGUAUAGGGCAGCUCCUAGACGCUGAUCUGGGGGUCCGUUUUGCAUUUUUCCCCCCCAAAACCUUUUUUUCUUUUCUGUUUUUUUUAUAAAUGAAAUGUAGCUUCCUUCCUUGUAUCCAAUUCUAAGUAAAUAAUAAUAAAGUUGUUUAAAAUGUUCAAGGGACUGCAUUCUUCAGACAUUACACUGGGAGUUUAAACCAAAGCUUUGAAGUCAAUUACUAGAAUAGCUUGGUGGUUCUUAAACACAGAGAUGUUUAGGGAAGGAUGCUUGGAGGGUACAGACACACGGCACUGAGAAGAACACGUUUGGAUAGACACUGUCAAACCUUUUUAUUCAACCUUAAUGGGUACUAACAAAUAAAAUAGAAAAUAAAAGGGUCAUUGUCCAACUUGAAUCAGCAUGGAAGGAAAACAGAAUCAGAGAUAAGAAAUGAGACGGUCGGCUGUAAUGAGCCUGUUGUAAAAAAAACAACCAAAACAUUAAGCACGCUUUUUAAAAAACAUCCAACUCUGUAUAUAUGUGAACUUCGAAAAUGGAUAGUUUUUGUAAGGGGUCUCAACAAGCUGAUUUGAAAGGACUCUUGUCGCGAGGCUGGAGUGCAACAACAGGAGUUACUCCUUCUGUACAUAGUAGAUUUGACCAUUUUUAUUAUUCUUCUACUUAUUUUCCCUUUUCAUUAAAAAAAGUUUAGGUAAAAAACGAGGGGAUUCAAACUAUGCAGCACUUCUCCAUACUUGUUACCAGGGCAACCCUGGCCCCAUACAACUAAUGUCCAACACAGUUGACACAAGGGUUGUGAUACAAUAUAUUAUUAUUUUGUGUCUGCACAAAAAGUGUUUACACAACCAUUUCACCGUCUCCACAACACUUGUGUAAUUCUAGAUUUGUUUUGUAUCACAACCGUUGAGUAUACGGGGCCACAGAUGAAGUAACUGGUGGUGGUGGAGGGGGGGGGUAAGGCUUUUUCUUCAUAAAUCCCCUACUCCAAAACACUGCAUUCCAUUCCUUAAAAGGCUCAGGUACAUGUAUCUUUAGACAUUGACAAUGUUUUAUAUGUACAAUGCUGUUGUGGUUUUCAGUUUUUGUUCUUUGAUAAAACACCUGGACUGUGACUCUCCCAAAUGGCACCCUAUUCCCUAUAUAGUGCCCUUGAGGCUCGGGUCAAAAUUAGUGCUCUAAAUAGGGGAUAGGCUGCCAUUUGGAACGCAGUCCCGCAGACCCAAGAGUUACAGGUCAAGAGCCUGUAA
Messenger RNA from Oncorhynchus kisutch (coho salmon), 2678 nucleotides. Its product is annotated as dysbindin-A-like. The record is from RefSeq and is a predicted model, not a curated record. The transcript has 10 exons. Lineage: Eukaryota; Metazoa; Chordata; Actinopteri; Salmoniformes; Salmonidae. Gene Ontology annotation, biological process: regulation of synaptic vesicle exocytosis; platelet dense granule organization; negative regulation of protein kinase activity. The coding region runs from base 191 to 1387 and encodes 398 amino acids. Gene Ontology annotation, cellular component: plasma membrane; neuron projection; BLOC-1 complex.